AUGUUCUUCAGCAAACUCGCUGCUCUUGCAGCCAUUCCUGCGACCCUUGCUGCCAGCAUAGCAGGCAAUGGUCCCUCAGUGCUGUCUAACGGCAAAUACGAGAUCUCGUCUGAAGGCAUCCGCGCGCAGUUCAUUCCCUACGGAGCAUCAAUCUCCAACCUCUUCAUUAGAGAUGUCCACGGCAUUGAGCGUGACAUCGUGCUUGGCUGGGACAAUGCCACCUACUACACCGAGGAUAAGCUUCAUCCUCACUUUGGUGGCGUGCCCGGACGUUACGCAAACCGCAUCAAAAACUCCACCUUUGAGAUUGACGGCAACACCUUCCACGUAACUCCCAAUGAGAACAACGGCGCCGACACUCUGCACGGUGGACCCAAUGGCUGGGAUUGGCGCAACUGGACCGUGUCCGCACACACGACCGACUCCAUCACCUUCUCUAUUGUGGACCCUGACGGUGCUGAGGGCUUCCCUGGUGAGGUCAUCAGCUAUGUGACGUACACCUUGACUCCCUACCAAUGGCAUUUGAAGAUGAUUGCGGUUGCAACUACCAAGAAGACACCUAUCAUGUUGAGUUCUCACGUCUACUGGAACCUCGAUGGUUUCCAAAACCCUACCGACCCUACGGUGAACAACUACACCGUGCACUUGCCAUACUCUGGACAGCGUGUCGGCGUCGACGGCAUCCUCAUCCCUAAUGGUACCAUUCUUCCCAACGAGAAGGGCGGUGUCUUCGACUUCUGGUCAUCGCCCAAGAAGCUCGGUGCCAACUUGACCUCGCCCGAUCUCGUCGGUGGUUGUGGCAGUGGUUGUGUCGGCUACGAUACUUGCUGGUUGGUCAACAGAGAACAGAAUGGACCCUAUGACUGGCGCGAGUCGGGACCAGUCGCUACUGUUUCCAGUCCUUUCUCUGGUAUCCAGAUUGACAUCUUCACCGACCAGCAAGCCUUCCAGAUCUACACUUGCCCCGGACAGAAUGGUACUACUACUAUCAAGGAGACUCAAGGCUUCUUCAACCAGACCGACCAACCUCGUGUUGUCCAGAAGUAUGGCUGCAUGGUCAUGGAAGUGGAGGACUGGAUUGACGCGAUCAACCAGCCCGAGUGGCAGAGAGAGAAGAGGAACAUCUUUGGACCUGGAGAUGACCCAUAUGUUCUCCAAGCCACUUACAAGUUCUCUGUCAACAAAGAGGCGGCAGCUACAUCUAACUGCACAUCGAGCUACUGA
Messenger RNA from Aureobasidium subglaciale EXF-2481, 1224 nucleotides. RefSeq lists its product as uncharacterized. The transcript is spliced from 6 exons. Gene Ontology annotation, molecular function: aldose 1-epimerase activity; carbohydrate binding. Lineage: Eukaryota; Fungi; Ascomycota; Dothideomycetes; Dothideales; Saccotheciaceae. The record is from RefSeq and is a predicted model, not a curated record. The coding region runs from base 1 to 1224 and encodes 407 amino acids. Gene Ontology annotation, biological process: glucose metabolic process; beta-D-galactose catabolic process via UDP-galactose, Leloir pathway.